GGAUGUUAGUAUAUAUAGAAUAGAGAGUCUACAUACUCAAAGAGUCAAAGAUAUAUCUCCUCAAAUAACACAUGCAAGAAAACAUCUCUCUUUAAGAGAAUGGAAAGCAAAGCAAUUCAAGCGAACAUCAUGGGAAGCACUAACCAGUGGAGGAAGAUAAAACCUAGAUUUCUUUGCCUUCAUGGAUUCAGAACUAGGGCGGAUAUUCUCAAGAAUGAAUUGCUCCGUAAAUGGGAUCCAGUCAUCCUAGAUAAAAUAGACCUGGUCUUUGUAAAUGCCCCUUUUCCAUGUCGGGGUAAAUCCGACAUGGAGGGCAUUUACGACCCUCCAUAUUAUGAAUGGUACCAUACUAAUAAGGAAAUGACUCAAGCACAUGAAAAAGUGAAUGAAUGUAUUACAUAUAUAGAAGAUUGCAUGAUCAGAUAUGGGCCUUUUGAUGGUCUUCUUGGGUUCUCCCAGGGAGGAAUAAUGGCAGCAGUCUUGGCUCUCUUACAAGAAAAGGAUUUGGCUCUGACCAAAAUUCCAAAGAUCAAGUGUGUGAUAAUAAUUGGAUGUGGGAAAAUAAAGGACAAAUCAGUAGCAGAGAAAGCAUAUGGUUCGCCAAUCACGUGCCCAUCUCUUCAUUUCAUAGGGAAGGAAGACGACUACAUAAGGGAAUCUGGGAUACAACUCCUCCAAUAUUUUGUUGAUCCUAUUGUCAUUCAUCAUCCCAAAGGCCACACCAUUCCCAGAUUUGAUGAGAAAAGUUUGGGAGAAAUGCUUUCCUUCAUCGAGAGGAUUGAAAGGGAUAUCAACGGAGCAGAAAAAUUCUCCUUAGGGCAUAAGUCCAUGUUAUAAAAAGCUCUAAAAUCAAUUUGUAGCUAUGGAUGUUGCAAUGCGGGCGCAGCACUUAUGGAACGUAAAUGGGAAUUAUGAAAUGAAACUUUGUAAUAAUAAAUAGGUGACAACUCCGGUAUCCAUUUAAAAAAUGGAGUAUCGUACCUACCAUUCAUUUGAUUAGUUCAAAUCAUUACAUCAUUUUUAAUUUAGAUUUAAAUAAUUCAACUACAUCAUUCUGAUUGGUCCAUAUGAACAAAGGUAUGGUAUUUUAAGGGUACCAUAGAAUCUACCUAAUAAAUAAUGCAUAAUGAUUGAAUGAAAAUAAAGUCAAGACUUUUUAUUUGAUA
Molecule: messenger RNA, 1166 nt
Organism: Cuscuta europaea
Lineage: Eukaryota; Viridiplantae; Streptophyta; Magnoliopsida; Solanales; Convolvulaceae
Source: the annotation of a GenBank genome assembly